This is a messenger RNA of Trichobilharzia regenti, 1120 nucleotides long. The record is from the annotation of a GenBank genome assembly. Lineage: Eukaryota; Metazoa; Platyhelminthes; Trematoda; Strigeidida; Schistosomatidae.
AAUCAGAGUUUAGGAAGGGUCAUUUGCAGCGGGUCUUUAUCUGCUUAGUCAUGUCUUCAAUUGGUAGUGGGUAUGACUUGACUGCAUCUCAGUUUUCUCGUGGUGGAAAUGUUUUUCAAAUUGAGUACGCUUGUAAGGCAGUGGAGAACAGCGGCACAGCCAUAGCCAUUCGGGGUAAAGACUGUGUAGUUUUCGCGGUUGAAAAUAUUGUUACAUCAAAGCUCUAUGAACCUGGCUGUGUGAAGAGAAUAUACAACAUCGAUGGCCAUAUUGGUAUGGUUGUCAUGGGAUUCCAGACCGAUGCUAAAGCCAUUGUUGAGGCUGCAAGAGAUGAAUGUGCGAAUUACCGUGACAGCUUCGGAAGUCGUAUACCUUUAUAUUCCUUGGCAGAGCGGCUGGCUAUGUAUAUGCAUGCACAUACACUUUACAGUGCUGUAAGACCAUUCGGUGUGUCAGUUCUACUUGGAUCAUACGAAGGUGAUGGCCCUCACCUGUAUGUUAUCGAACCAUCUGGUCUGUCUUUUGCCUAUUUUGGUUGCGCUAUCGGUAAAGCCAAACAAAAUGCAACAACAGAAAUAGAGAAGCUUAAAAUAAACGACUUGUCUCCAGAAGAGCUAAUUAAGGAAGCCGCCAAGAUAAUUUAUACUGUGCAUGAUGAAAUCAAAGAUAAAAAUUUCGAACUGGACCUAAGUUGGGUUGGUGCUAAUACACAUGGUAAGCAUCAAUCUGUUUCUCGCAAACUGUUUGAUGAUGCAGAGACAUUUGCGAAACAAGCUUUGGAAGAAGCUGACGAUUUGGAUGAUGAAGUGGAAUAAAAGCUGUACAUCUAUUUUUUUCUACCCAAAAAAUGUUGUUGAUAUCACUCAUCUUUUGUCUUUAUUUCUGCUUAUGGAACGUGUUUCUGAAAAGCUAAUAUUAAAAGGCGAUACAACUAGUAUGAAGGUGGAUUUCUUAACAAAAACAUCCUCCACACAGUCCCAGUUAUUUAAAGUAAAAGAUUUGCAUGGUUUUUGACGAAGAUGUUCUCACUAAAAUUGGUAUCAGUUGUCUGUUUUCAACAAAUAUUCCGCGUUUGUCAGCCAUCUGUGAAUUGAGAAUCUAAUGACGUAAACAUAUUUAC